This is a messenger RNA of Rhodamnia argentea, 1606 nucleotides long. RefSeq names its product nuclear transcription factor Y subunit A-3-like. The transcript is spliced from 5 exons. NCBI's taxonomy places the organism in Eukaryota, Viridiplantae, Streptophyta, Magnoliopsida, Myrtales, Myrtaceae. Gene Ontology annotation, cellular component: CCAAT-binding factor complex. Gene Ontology annotation, biological process: regulation of transcription by RNA polymerase II. Bases 337 to 1299 code for a protein of 320 amino acids. Gene Ontology annotation, molecular function: RNA polymerase II cis-regulatory region sequence-specific DNA binding; DNA-binding transcription factor activity, RNA polymerase II-specific. The record is from RefSeq and is a predicted model, not a curated record.
UAUGCAUGAAGACAAUCUUCUGUCAUAGUUAAUGUUUCAUAGAACGUGCUCUAGAAAAUCAGCUCAUGCGAAUGGCAAUGUACUAAACUUCAUACUCCUGGCAUUUGUUUAUCUUAGUUUCCUUGCUGCAAUCUUUUGCUUUUUUCGAAGUGGUUGUCUACUCAACAUCGUAUGACCCUUUUUGGCAAUCAUUCAGUUUGAUGGUGGGAGUCUGAUGUUGGGCCGAUCAAUGAUCAGGAGAGAUGUCUUUUCACUUUGUCGUUUGAAGAAUUGGCGGAUGUUUCAGCAAAGCAAAAUACAAGUGAGCAUGAUUAAGACAUAAGCUCUAUCCAUACAAUGUCCUGGUAUGUCACUAGUAGCCCAUUUUGGGAGGUUUCCACCAUAUCGCACUCAGAACUUGAGCCAAUGCCAAAAGGUUUGAGUGUAAAGACAGGAGUUCCAGUGCAACAUUCUUGUGGCUUCAAACAAUAUCUUCAAGAGCAGGACUCAUGUUCUACUCAAUCGACGGGUCAAUCAUACAGUGAAUUGCCUAAUAUAGGAGGAAUUACUGACUAUAGCCAAGCCACAGUUUCUGAACAGACAGAACAUGGUGAAACUGAAGGGCAAUCUGUCAGAGGACAAGCUAAAUCAGUCUUGUCAAUGGGAACUCAAGAUUUAAUCUUCCAGCCUUUAGAGGUGUGUAUCCCACUCCAAUAUGCGGACCCAUCUUUCGGUGGGUUUACACCUGCUGCUUAUGGGCCACGGGCAAUGAUCUCUUACCCUCGAAUGGCUCGAACAAUACCUUCUCGACUGCCUCUGCCCUUUGAUAUGACGCGAGAAGAACCAAUCUAUGUAAAUGCAAAACAGUAUCAUGGUAUUCUCAGGAGAAGACAGUACCGCGCGAAGCUCGAGGCCGAAAACAAGCUCAUCAAGGAUAGAAAGCCUUACCUUCACGAAUCUCGGCAUUAUCAUGCAUUAAGAAGAGCAAGAGGAUCUGGCGGGCGUUUUCUCUCGAAGGAUCAGAAAAAAUCAAAAUUUACCUCCCUUAAUCAUGAAUCAAAUGUCACAAGCACAGCAAAGGUGUCUUCAGCCAGUGAUCUACUGAAUUCAGAGGUGUGUCAGCUGAAAGAUGACAGAGACACUGGCACCGCUACCUCUUGCUCUGAAACGACACAUACCACCACCAGUAGUGAGGCUAUCCCAGAAUCAAAUUUUAGGUUCUUUGGUCAACCUUGGCAUGUGAGGACCACGUCUGAUCCUUCUUGUGACAUUCAUUAUAGUGGGGAUAUUUGCCAUCUUUCUCUGCCAGGUGACACAUGAGUCAGAACAACAAUCACAGUCGGUGGCUGUGUGAAUUGGGUGCUGAAAUGGAGAAAGUACAGCUGCUGGUGUUCAAUGGGAAGUCAUCCUUGGCUCUGUUAGUGUUGCGUCUUGUUUGCUAGCCUUUUCAAAACUAUUUAACUCCGGGCUUGUCAAAACAUACGAUCUCUGUUCUGAAACUGUCGUCGUAAAUAAGCUCGUUUAAACGCACGAACAACACACGCCUCAAUGGUGCAACUUGAAAGUGCGGAGCAGAUGUUAUUAUGCGAAGCAUGUAAGAUGUUUGCCUGACUAUUCUCGGAAUUUU